GGCGGCGACGCUGGGACAAAAUGGCGGAGGAACCGGGUAGCAACGGGGACGCGUUAGCUUUGCCGGUGGGAAAGGAGGCAGUGGAUCCUCUGAUAAAAGAAAACAGCCACAUCUUCACUGACACCCAGUGCAUCUCUGAGUCUCAGGAGCUUGCUCAGGAUCAGAGUAAGAAACAAGCAAGCAAAGUUCGGCGGUGCACAUCUAUCCAUGGUGAGGAAGAGCUCAGCCAAAGCAAGAAAAUAAAAUUGGACACAAAGCAGCAAGGUAACAAUGGAGAAGACAGGAACAAAUACUGUCCCAUCUGUACUAUGACCUUUACCUCACCUGUUGUGGCUAACUCUCACUACGUAGGCAAGACCCAUGCCAAGAAUCUGAAGCUGCAUUCUCCUAAAGCAGAAGCUGUUGUUCCUGCUCAGAAACAAGCUGCUAAUGCACCUCCCACUACUGUGUCCUCUAAUGAAGAGAACCAAAACACUUCUGACCCAAACAAAUUCUGCAGUCUCUGCCACGCCAUUUUCAAUAACCCACUGAUGGCGAAACAGCACUAUGUAGGCAAGAAACACAAAAAGCAGGAGACCAAACUUAAGCUAAUGGCACACUAUGGGAGAACCCCUGAGGAACCUGCUGCUUCAACAGCCCUUCAAGCAAAAUGCCCUGCCAGGCGAGCACCUCAGCUGGAAGAGGAGGAGGUGUCUCAGGAGGAGAGACCAGUAGCUGCGGAGCCCCCUCAUGCAGAAGAGAUGCCCUUGGCUGAAGGGGAUGAAAGGCAAAUAGAGAGCCCUCCCUCAUUCAGACAGGUGACAGAUUCCCUUGAGUCCAUGAGAGGUCAAAUAAUGAAAACCUUGGAGGCCUUCGAUGUCCGGUUGAAAGCUCUUGAAGACAAAAUGGUUAGCGUUAAUGAACGACUGGAGAGACUGGAGGGUGGAGAUCAAAACCAAUAAUCACUAAAUAUAUAGUUUUGUACAGUUAAAUUUAUGCGUCCGUUCUUUUUAAAGGUUGUUAUUUAAUAAAGAAUUUCAACCGGUGUUGCUUUGUGACUGACAUUAGAUAAAUAUUCCUCAAGAUGUGUGGAUUUCAGCUGUACAAAAACAGCUCUUGCGCCUUUCCAGUGAAUUUCUCUUAAGACUUCCUCCAGUCAAAGUCUACUUAUAUCAGUAGACUUUAAUUGGUGAAACUCUUCAUCGGUUUUUGUCAAGAAAUAUUAAUCUCUAGGCCUGCAAAUAGGUUGAAGAGACCAAAUGGAAAAUAACUGGCUGUUGUUAUGGAAGGAUUGGCAAAUCGACCUUGUGACCUUUGGAUAACAAUUCAGGUAGAGAGACAAACCAUUUGUUUACAAGGACAGGACAGUGGCACCAUUGCAUCUCUCAUUCACUAUACAAGGGGUGGCUUACAGUCAGUGUUCCCUCUAAGCUGAGUUAGUGUGAGCUAGCUCAUCGUUUUUUAGCCUCCA
Gekko japonicus is the source of this 1450-nucleotide messenger RNA. Its product is annotated as zinc finger protein 346-like. Bases 21 to 941 code for a protein of 306 amino acids. The transcript has 8 exons. Lineage: Eukaryota; Metazoa; Chordata; Lepidosauria; Squamata; Gekkonidae. Gene Ontology annotation, molecular function: zinc ion binding; double-stranded RNA binding. The record is from RefSeq and is a predicted model, not a curated record.